AUGCCCACAAGGUGGGAGCACAAAACAUCCCCUGACUUCCGUGGCCUGGGUCCAUCCAGCUCCAGCAGCAAGCCAGUGGAAGAGUCUCUGCUGGAACAGUAUGGUUUCCCUGUAGCUGGAACAGAGACCAGAUGUUACACAAAUCAUGCACUCUCUUAUGAUCAGGCAAAACGGUUGCCUAGAUGGGUGAUUGAACAUAUUUCCAAACACAAGACACUGGGCAACGCAGAUCGAAGGCACUGCAAAUUCAGACCAGAUCCUAGUAUCCCUCUAAUGUUUAGUGCUGUCAAUGAAGACUACAUUGGGAGCGGGUGGUCGCGAGGACAUAUGGCACCUGCAGGAGAUAACAAAUUUUCAGUACGAGCUAUGGCUGAAACAUUUUACCUGUCCAAUAUUGUGCCCCAGAAUUAUAAGAAUAAUGCUGGAUUCUGGAACAGAAUGGAAAUGUAUUGUCGGGAGCUGACUGAGAGAUUUGAGGAUGUUUGGAUAGUUUCUGGACCUUUGACCUUGCCACAGACAGGGGAUGAUGGGAAAAAAAGAGUUACUUAUGAGGUGAUUGGCAAGGACGAUGUGGCUGUACCGUCACACCUCUACAAGGUGAUUCUCGCCAGGCGAAGCAGAAUUUCCUCGGAGCCCCUCAUGCUGGGGGCCUUUGUGGUGCCUAACGAUCCCAUAGGCUUCAGUCACCAACUACUUGAAUUUCAAGUGAAUAUUGAAGACCUGGAGAAAAUGUCAGGGCUGAUUUUCUUCCCACAGGUGGACAAAACCAAAGAUGUUAAAAAUAUCUGUGAUGUAGACACCUGUAAAUUAAUGGGGUUUGAUGAGUUUACAUUGUAUAUCACUGCCCGGAAAGUUCAGAGUGCCAGAACGCUGCACAGGCUGGAAAAGGUGAUGUCAGAAUUAAGGGAGAAGGGAAUUGAGCCUGAUGAAUAUCUAGUGAAGCUUUACAAGAAGAAGGAGGCGGAACUAGUGGAGCAAAAGCAAAUGGAAGCUAGAGAAAGGAGAGCUGGUUGAGUGUGCAUUUCAGAAACUAUAUUUGGAAUGUCAGACUCAGAAAGGAGGGAUGUGCACACACAAUUUGGAUUUUACAAUUUGGCUAUUUUUUAAAAAAAGGUGGAAACAAUUAGGCAUUGGAGUUCAGGGCAAUGUUCAUCCUCUUGUAACAUGAUGUAUGUCUGAUUUGCCACAGUACUGUGUGGAAAAUGAAAAUGAUUCUUUCCUGGCACGAUUGGCUUAUGAGGCCUUUGGAAAAGGCUUUGACGUCAGAAUGAAGGUUUGUAUGGAAUCUCUUCUAGAAAUAUUAUAAAAAUAGACAGUGGACACCUUAGGAGUAUAACUGGAACCCAUCUAAAUGUAACUGACCCUACAGAUGUAUUUUAACACAAAGCUGUAGAAUUAAUGAUGGUGGUGUGUGGUGAGUUUGUUUUUCUGUUGUUUGUUUUAAUGAAAUAAAUGCUGACAUGA
Messenger RNA from Pelodiscus sinensis (Chinese soft-shelled turtle), 1464 nucleotides. The record is from RefSeq and is a predicted model, not a curated record. NCBI's taxonomy places the organism in Eukaryota, Metazoa, Chordata, Testudines, Trionychidae.